This is a messenger RNA of Paralichthys olivaceus (Japanese flounder), 851 nucleotides long. The record is from RefSeq and is a predicted model, not a curated record. Lineage: Eukaryota; Metazoa; Chordata; Actinopteri; Pleuronectiformes; Paralichthyidae.
UGCAUAGCAACAGCCCCUCCCCCAUCCGCCUGCCAGGGAGCCUCUGCAUCUGACCCAGCUGCUUCAAAAGCGUAAACACCCCGACGAUCAAAGCCAAGCUGUCAAAUAAAUCACCACACAAGCAGCCCUCGUGUCGAUGGUGGUGAAUAUCACUCAUGCACGCACGUGUGCGCAAACACAGACGAAUCGGCGCAUCUUAAAAUGACCGAUCGUCGCUGAAACAGUUAACUCCAGACCCGGAAAGGGCGAAGUCUGCACAGCAACAAGCGCCAUGAUUGCGUUGCACUGUGCGUCUCAGCAGCUGGACACCAUGGAGCAGCUAGAGGAGGAACUUACGUGCCCGAUCUGCUGCGGUCUUUUCGAGGACCCUCGGGUCUUGUUGUGCUCACACAGCUUUUGCAAGAAAUGCUUGGAGGGACUCUUGGAAGGGAGCCGAGGUCCAUCAUACAGAACACCUUUCAAAUGCCCCACAUGCCGCAAAGAGACGCCUCACAACGGCGCAAACAGUCUCCAGAUCAACUACUCUCUGCGCGGAAUUGUGGAGAAGUACAGCAAAAUCAAGGUUCUGCCUAAAAUGUCUGCUUGCGCACAACACAGCGGUCAGCCUCUUAACAUGUUUUGCGCCACGGACUUAAAACUCAUUUGUGGGUUUUGCGCAACAACAGAUGAGCACAGAGGGCAUAAAUUCUGCUCAUUGGAUGMGGCAUACGAUCGGGAGAAGGCGGCGUUUGAAGAGCUGCUUCACGGGGUGGAGAGCUGGCAGAGCGCCGACACCCUGUCCUGCCUGGAGACACUACAAACCAGUAAGAAAAAGGCGCUUCAGUCGGUGACCAAGGACGCAGAGAAGGUAA